GGUCAGUUUCCGCCCAGCUUGCCCGGCUUCGCCCGCGCGGCUGGAGUCAAGAUGGAGGAGUAUGCGAGAGAGCCUUGCCCCUGGCGAAUUGUGGAUGACUGUGGUGGGGCCUUUACGAUGGGUACCAUAGGUGGUGGUAUCUUUCAAGCAAUCAAAGGUUUUCGAAAUUCUCCAGUGGGAGUAAACCACAGACUACGAGGGAGUUUGACAGCUAUUAGAACCAGGGCUCCACAAUUGGGAGGUAGUUUUGCAGUUUGGGGAGGCCUGUUCUCUAUGAUUGAUUGUAGUAUGGUUCAAGUCAGAGGAAAAGAAGAUCCCUGGAACUCCAUCACUAGUGGUGCCUUAACAGGAGCUAUACUGGCAGCAAGAAGUCCUCAGUUUGCUGAAGACCCCUCCCAGUUGCCUUCCACCCAGUUACCAUCCUCACCUUUUGGAGACUAUCGACAAUAUCAGUAGAACUUUUUUCCCAGGAUUUCUUUAACAGAAUGAGCUGUAGUUCAAGAAAGAUUUCAGAAGAUCAAGUUGCAGUCUGUUUUUAAAACCAUAGGUGGAACAACUGUGGCCAAAUAGGCUAUGAAGAGACAUUUAGCACUUUUUUCUAUUUAAAGGAACGUGGAGGGGGGGAAUAAAAGAUGCCACAUUUAUGUAUUCACACUCGGAUUGCAUUUGUGAUCAAAAUAAAUAUCUAAUGUCCUUAAAAGAAAAUAUAAUAAGUGCUUAAAGAUGAAGGACCAAAGGGCAAAUAACAGUGGAACAUGACCAUCAUUUCCUUAGGGACUUCUCUGCCUGGUUUUAUGUGUUCUAUUAUUCAAACAAUAAAAAGCUCCUGGAACUUA
This is a messenger RNA of Urocitellus parryii (Arctic ground squirrel), 836 nucleotides long. NCBI's taxonomy places the organism in Eukaryota, Metazoa, Chordata, Mammalia, Rodentia, Sciuridae. The record is from RefSeq and is a predicted model, not a curated record.